Messenger RNA from Zea mays, 2408 nucleotides. RefSeq lists its product as uncharacterized. The coding region runs from base 356 to 2212 and encodes 618 amino acids. Gene Ontology annotation, cellular component: membrane. Gene Ontology annotation, molecular function: N-(long-chain-acyl)ethanolamine deacylase activity. The transcript has 19 exons. Gene Ontology annotation, biological process: N-acylethanolamine metabolic process. The record is from RefSeq and is a predicted model, not a curated record. Lineage: Eukaryota; Viridiplantae; Streptophyta; Magnoliopsida; Poales; Poaceae.
UUGACGAACGAGAUCCAUCCCAAAUCCCAAUCGGGUAGCCAUCAAUCUUGUGCAAUGGUCUGCAGGAGCUUUUCUGGAAGAUGAUGAAAGCAAAGCAGGGAAGGAGGCGCUGGUAGGGUCGGCUCGGCAGGUCUGACUGAAUUUAUGUGAGGUGUGCCCGCCACGCCAUCGUCGUCUUGCUCUUGCAUUGCAUCCCUGUGACCCUGUCCUGCCCCUGCUCCGCUCUGCCAGCCUUAGUCGUCUCCGCCCACCAAGGCACCAACGCAUUAAACCCCCAUUCAUUAAUUCAUUCUUCCCUUCCUGCUACGGUGCUACCCUGCCUCUGCGGCUCUGCCUCUGCUACAGCGGCGUCGGUAUGGGCGGAUCGAAUUCCACGGGGAGGAGGUCCGGGUCCGUCCCGCGCGCCAUGCCGCCCGUGGAGGAGGUGGACAUCUCCGCCGUCAGGUACAAGUCUCCCGCGCUGCAGGCGCCACACCUCACCGGCUUCUCCCUCAGGGCCUUCGUCUGGCUCAUGGAGUCGCCUCUGCUCGGCCGGCUCAUCACCUCCGUCCUCAAGUCGCAGAACAACAUGCCGCAGAUGCUGCAGCAGACGGUGAUACCCGAGCGCCCCAUGUACUAUCCGGAGUUCCCACUGCAGGACCCAGAGCCAGAAGUUGUUCUUGUAGAUGAAGAUAGGGACCCGGUGGAAAGAGUCCAUGAAGCACUGCGGUGCCUUCCUCAGUAUGAUCCGUCAGUGCGUUGGACAACCGAGGAGAACCCCCCUUUUCUUUAUUGGAAGAUCCGUGACUUUGCACACGCUUACAGCUCGGGGAUCACAACUCCUUCAGUUGUUGCCGAGUAUGUUAUUGCAGGCAUUGAAGAGUGGAACAACAAGAAGCCCCCAAUGCCAAUGUUGAUCUAUUUCAAUGCAGAAGAUCUCAAGAAGCAAGCUGAGGCUUCCACAAAGAGAUUUCAGCGAGGAAAUCCGAUAUCCAUUUUAGAUGGGAUCUUCGUUGCCAUUAAGGAUGACAUCGACUGCUUCCCAUAUCCAACAAAGGGUGCUACAACAUUCUUUGACCAAAUCCAUACUGUGGAGAGAGAUGCAGUCUGUGUGGCUCGGUUGCGGAAAUGUGGAGUUAUCUUUAUUGGGAAAGCAAACAUGCAUGAGCUAGGCCUUGGAGUAACUGGAAACAAUCCAAAUUAUGGGACAGCAAGAAAUCCACAUUCAGUUGAUAGAUAUACUGGUGGUUCUUCAUCUGGUCCUGCUGCAUUAGUAUCAUCAGGAUUAUGCUCGAUAGCAAUUGGAACAGAUGGUGGAGGUUCAGUUAGAAUUCCAUCUGCACUUUGUGGUAUUGUUGGUUUCAAGACAACAUAUGGUAGGACAGAUAUGACUGGGGUACUAUGUGACUCUGGGACUGUUGAAGUUGCUUCUCCUCUUACAUCAUCAGUUGACGAUGCUAUACUAGUGUAUUCUGCAAUAGCAGGUUCAAGACCUAUGGAUAAGCUUACACUUAGACCAUCGCCACUAUGUGUCCCAAAUUUGUUGUCUCCAGAAAACAGCAAUAUCCUGGGAUCAGUUAAAAUAGGAAAGUAUACAGAGUGGUUUAAUGAUGUUUCUGGUCAUGAGAUAUCGGGUACAUGUGACGAUGCACUUAAACUUCUCUGCAGUGCUUUCGGAUGUCAAGUAGAAGAGAUAACAUUACCAGAGCUUGAAGAGAUGCGUACUGCUCAUGUUGUCUCAAUUGGCUCAGAAUCAUUCUGUGACUUGAAUCCUCAUUACAAAGCAGGAAGAAAAACUGAGUUUACCUUGGAUACUCGAACAAGUUUGGCACUUUUUGGGUCUUUCACUGCAACUGAUUAUGUGGCUUCUCAAAGCAUAAGGAGGAGGAUAAUGCAUUAUCACAUGGAAGCUUUCAAGAAGGUCAAUGUCAUAGCAACUCCUACAACUGGCAUUACUGCUCCAAAAAUACCUCCAAGUGCUCUGAAGUCAGGAGAGUCAGAUUAUGUUGUGUCAGCUUACUUGAUGCGAUUCAUCAUAGCAGGGAACCUUCUUGGUCUCCCAGCAAUAACUGUGCCUGUUGGUCAUGACAAGCAGGGGCUUCCUAUAGGUUUGCAACUGAUAGGUCGUCCAUGGGGCGAGGCAAGCUUACUGAGGGUGGCUUCUGCAGUGGAGGAGCUGUGUCUGAAGAAACGGAAGCGACCCUCUGCAUUUUAUGACAUUUUGAAGGCCUGAAUCGUCGUUGUAUACAUAAUCACGGUGUUUUGCGAUGACAUGAGUAUGUAUGAUGAAAAGUGUGGGUGAGAGUGACUGAGGAGAGUUUCAUGUCCUCAAGUUGUAAAAUACUGUCAUCGUCACCAUGAUGCUGAUGUCAUUAGAGCUGAACGUGCAAAUAGCAUAUAGGCGUGAAUGUUGUCGUGACCUUUCUUUC